Salvia hispanica is the source of this 3353-nucleotide messenger RNA. Lineage: Eukaryota; Viridiplantae; Streptophyta; Magnoliopsida; Lamiales; Lamiaceae. The record is from RefSeq and is a predicted model, not a curated record.
CUUUCCCUUCUCUACCAUUUUGUUUCGCAGGCGCAUAAAUUUUUGAAUAUUCCGUCGCCGGAGCCCGAAUAUUCCGUCCAUUGAUAGCUUAUCCGCGUCCCACUCAACUAUCAGCACCCUCUAACGUCUACUUUCCGGCCCUAUCAAUUUUCCGAGCCAUUGUUCGAAACAUCUGAAUUAGGGUUUCGUCCAAUUUCUUCAAGAAUCGGAACUAAGAUUUUGAGCCUUCAUCUGAAUUGAAAGCCGCAAUGUUCACUCCGAAGCGGCAGUGGCAGGGGCCGUCGAGAACGCCCAGGAGUGAAGCGCAUAAGCCAAACCCUACAACCGUCAAGGGCAAAUUGGUGUCGUUUAUUGACGACCCUGCUCCGCCCCCGCCCCCGCCCCCGAGGGGCUUGUUAAUUGACAAUGAGGAUAGAGUUGAGAUGGAGAAUAUGGACGACUGGAGACGCUUUCGAGAGGUGGGGCUGCUGGACGAGGCCGCGAUGGAGAGGCGUGAUCGGGAUGCAUUAAUGGAGAAAGCGCAGAACCUUGAAAGAGAGCUUCACGAUUAUCAGUACAAUAUGGGGUUACUACUGAUUGAGAAUAAAGAGUGGACUUCAAAGCACGAAGAAGUUCAUCAAUCUCUUCUAGAAGUGCAGGAGCUUCUAAAGCGGGAAAAAGCAGCUCACUUGAUUGCAGUUACUCAAGUUGAGGAACGAGAAACAAAUUUGAGAAAAGCAUUGGAGGUUGAGCGACAAUGUGUGGCAGAGCUUGAGAGAUCUCUGCGUGAGAUACAUGCCGAGCAUGAUAAAAUCAAGAUAACGUCUGAUACGAAGCUGGCUGAUGCCAAUCAUUUGGUGGCUGGAAUUCAAGAUAGGUCUUUGGAGGUGCAACAAAGGUUGCUUGCUGCUGAUGCAAAGCUUGCUGAGGCCAGCCGGAAGAGUCUAGAGAUGGAGAGGAAAUUGCAGGAGGUUGAUACGCGCGAAAGUGUUCUUAAAAGGGAGCGCAUGUCCUUCAUAUCCGAGCGGGAUGCCCACGAAGCAACUUUAUUGAAGCAUAAAGAAGAUAUGCGGGAAUGGGAGAGGAAGCUGCAAGAAGCUGAAGAGAGACUUUGUCAGAAUAGGAGACAUAUUAAUGAGAGAGAGGAGAAGUUAGUUGAACUUAAUAGGAUGUUGAAGCAGAGAGAAGGUGAAUUUGUCGAAGAACAGAAGAAGGCCGAGUUGCUAAAUUUAAACCUAAAGAACAAAGAAGACGAGAUCAACAAAAAACUUUCCAAGCUGAUCCAAAAAGAGGAAAAAGCUGAAGCUUUUAGAUCUAAUUUAGAGAUGAAGGAAAAAGAUUUAAGUGCAUUGACUGAGAAGCUGAGUGAGCGAGAGAGAGUGGAGAUUCAGAACCUUGUUGAUGAGCACAGAGCUGCAUUUGAGAUAAAAAAGCAUGACCUUGAAGUAGAACUGGAAGAUAAAAGAAAGUUGCUUGAGGAUGAGCUAAGAGUCAAAACAGAUGAAUUGGUUAAGAAGUCAAACGAAAUUAGCCAUAUGACGGAAAAAUUGAAAAAGCAGGAGCAGGCUCUGGAGAAGAAGUCAGAAAGAGUUAAGGAGAAAGAGAAGGAUUGUGAUGCAAUGUUAAAGGGGCUGAAGGAAAAAGAUAAGACCCUCAAAUUGGAGGAGAAGAAUCUAAACUCAAUUAGACAAGAAAUAGUUUCUGAGAAAGAAACUUUACAGAGUCUCAAAGAUGAGCUUGAGAAGAUGAAAGCUGAGAUUAGUCAGACAGAAUUACAGAUUCGUGAUGAAACAGAGAAGCUUAGAAUUACUGAGGAAGAGAGGGAGAAGCAUAACCAUUUGAUACAGGAACUGAAACAGGAGAUACAGAGGUACAAUCGUCAGAAGGAUUUGCUUUGUAAGGAACGGGAUGAUUUAAAGCUAGACAGGAAGAGAUUUGAGGAAGAGUGGGAGGUACUUGAUGAAAAAAGAGCCGAAGUUACUAGAGAGUUGCAACAACUUGAUGAAGACAAAAAAUCUUUUGAUAAAUUCAAACACUCAUUGGAAAAGAAAUUGGAAGAAGAUAAAAUUGCAACGGAAAACUACAUCAAGAGGGAGAUGGAAACUCUUAGACUUGAGAAAGAAUCAUUUGCUGCCACAAAGAAGCAUGAGCUGUCAAUGUUAUCAGAAAAAGCUCGGCAUGAGCACGAUAAGUUACUUCAUGAUUUUGAGACUCGUAAGAGGGAUCUUGAGGCAGAAAUGCGAGAUAAGCAAGAGGAGUUUGAGAAAUCUCUUCAGGAUAGAGAGAGAGCAUUUGAGGAUAAGAUUGAGAAAGAGCGUUGCAAUAUCAGUCAUUUGAAGAACGUUGCUGAUAAAGAAAUGGAAAAUAUGAGGUCAGAGAGAAGCAGAUUGGAGAAGGACAGAGAAAACAUUGCCCUGAAUAAGAAGCAGUUGGAAGAGCAGCAGCUGGAAAUGCAAAAUGACAUUAAUGACCUUGGUGUUUUAAGUAAAAAACUUAAGUCACAGAGGCAACAAUUUAUCAAUGAGAGAAGCCGUUUCGUUUCUUUUCUUGAAAGGAUAAAGAGUUGUCAAAACUGUGGGGGCAUGGCAAAGGACUACAUGCUAGCUGACAUUCUUAUAACAGAACUGGAUGCAAAUGAGGCUUCUCCUCUUCAGGCAAUGGGAGAACAAGUUCUGGAAAAAGUUGCUUCAUAUGAAAUGAAGGCUAAUAAAACUCCUGGCGAGAAUGAUGAAAAAUCUCCAGAUUCUGGUGGGCGUAUUUCCUGGCUUCUUAAGAAGUGCACUCCGAGAGUCUUCAAGUUGUCUCCGACCAAGAAAGUUGAAAACAUGCCUUCUAAAAACUUGGACCAAGCAUUGUCUGAUACACUGGUCAGUGCUGCUCAAAAUGUUGGUGAACCCAGCAUGCCAGUUGGUGCUGCAACUGAAUCCGAUGCUCCUGAAAUAUGUCGUGCAGCACCAGAAGUUUCAGAAGACUCCAAGCAUUCAGAGAUGCCGAAUCGUCGACGAAAAUCUGCUCGAAAACCAGGGAAUGUAAUCCAUAGAACACGUUCUGUUAAAGCAGUAGUUGAAGAUGCAGAAGCUUUCUUGAGAAGGACAUCAAAAGAUGGUGAGACAAAUAAUGACACCCCUACUUCCAUCAACGAGGAAAGUCGAGGAGAUUCUAGCCUUGCUGGUAAAGGAGCCAGUUCUGUUUGGAGAAAGCGAACUCGUGCAACAUCCUCUAAAAUGAGUGAUGGAGAUGAAAGUGAUGGUCAGUCAGCAAGUGUGAGUGUGGGUGGCCGCAGGAAGAGACAGCAAACGGCUGCUCCAGUGGUACAAGAUGCUGGGAAGUCGCGUUAUAACCUUCGACGUACCCUCCUAAUCAAUACAGAGUAG